This is a messenger RNA of Aspergillus tanneri, 729 nucleotides long. RefSeq names its product PDGFA associated 1 family protein. The record is from RefSeq and is a predicted model, not a curated record. Lineage: Eukaryota; Fungi; Ascomycota; Eurotiomycetes; Eurotiales; Aspergillaceae. The transcript has 3 exons. Gene Ontology annotation, cellular component: cytosol. Bases 1 to 729 code for a protein of 242 amino acids. Gene Ontology annotation, molecular function: RNA binding.
AUGGCACCCCGUGGCCGUGGCAAGUUUUCUAAACCGUCCCGAGGAGGAGGAAAGCGCUUCAGCCGGGACGUUCAACCCGUCGACAAAGAUGGGAAUCCCGUCGGCCUAUGGAGAGAAACCGACGAUGAUGGCCUAGAUUUGUCGUCAUCAUCAGCAUUAUCAGAGGUAGGGGAAUCGGGUUCGGACGAACAAUCACCGGAUGUCAAUGCCAAACCCGGUCCUAGUUCCGCAGAAGCACCCGAAAUGACGCGUGAUGAACGUCGUGCCGCAGCCAAGGCCAAAAAGCAAGCUGCUAUUGCGAAGCGACAGCAAGUCCAACCGGGCGAUCUACCGCCUUCCUAUUCGGAGUCCGAUGCCGAUGACGACGACGAUGCCGAUUUGCCGGCCAACCCGAAUCACACGGCCAGCUCCCGAUCGCAGCUAGACGGUACGCAACCGGAAACGAUGACGACGAAAGACCCAUCACAGCUGUCUCGGCGGGAACGCGAGGCGAUUGAGGCACAGCAAGCCCGGGAACGCUACAUGAAAUUGCAUGCGGAGGGUAAGACAGAGGAGGCCCGUUCGGAUCUGGCCCGACUGGCCCUUAUUCGGGAGAGACGUGAGGCCGAUCGGCUGCGCAAAGAGGCCGAGAAGGAGGAGAAGGCCGAGUUAGCGAAGCAACGGGCAGCAGAGAGGGAUGCGAAGCUGCAGAAGGGUGGGAAGAAGAAAGCUGCGCCAAAGAAGAAAUAA